AUGAUCCAACCAUAUUCUCCUCCAGCUAAAAUAUUACGCUGUUUCAAUUGUCAACAAUACAAUGAUCAUAUUGCAGCAAAUUGUCCACGUAAGGACAAGCCAACAUGUUUUCGUUGUGGUUUAAACCAUCGAUUUAAUCCAAACUGUAGCAACAAAAUUUGCUGUGCAAACUGUGGUCAAAGCCGUAUGGCUGGUAGUCCAAGCUGCCCAGUAAAAGUAGAAGAACGAAGGAAAUAUCAACAGUUCUCGAACAACUUACCAACGAUUAGCAACAACAAUAACAACAAAGUAUUACAUGUUAAAUCGACUGGUGCUUCUGGUGCAUGGGCAACAAACGCUCUAAAAGAACAUACACAAACUCAAUUAUAUACACCAGUUCAUAAUGUAACAUUAAAUGAAUAUCCAGAUCCAUUAUCCGAUAUCAAUAAGAAAUUCGAUCAGAUCAUGAAUAAAAUGGAACAAAUUACAAACGAACAAAAAAAUAUAAACGCGAGUGAAGCAUUUUUAGGAGCAGAAAAGCAAACUGAACAAGAAAAAUUACGUCCAAUAUUUAUGAAAUUCAAACAACAAUAUGAAGUAAUAGUCGAAUCACAUGAUAUAAAACAAAAUGAAAAACCUAUUCUAUCCAAGUCAACAUCAAAUGAAGCCAUCAGCACCUAA
This is a messenger RNA of Rotaria socialis, 660 nucleotides long. The record is from the annotation of a GenBank genome assembly. NCBI's taxonomy places the organism in Eukaryota, Metazoa, Rotifera, Eurotatoria, Philodinida, Philodinidae.